AUGGUAAAAGGAAGUGUGCUCGAUAUGGUCACUAACGAGAGAGAAAUUGAUGGAGGGACCUUGCGAUCAGGCGUCAAUCCAGAAGAAAUUUACAUUGUCCUAGUAGACUUUGAAGCUGUUGGGGUGGCAAAUACGAUGGACUUGACAAGUUCCUUGUCAAUGCCAGCAUUCCGGUCUAGGAGGCUCUCGAUCGGGCUGACGUUGAACCGUAGGGGUCAACGUAAGAAUCUACGCAUGCCCUUUCCACCCUGCCGAUGCCUUCCCUCGCCCUGUGGCAGUAAAAAAAAAUUGCCACCUCUUCUUACUCAAGCCCUGUCCACGUCUCCUCCGUUACUCCUGUAUCGUCGAAACUCGCGUUUCUGUGAUAUAUUGUGGGAAACGUUAUCAUCGGCAAACUCCGAGAUUUACGCUACCGUUAAGUUUCGAGUACGAUUGCCUGCGCUCAAUUCACCGUUAUCCACCAAUUACAACUGA
This is a messenger RNA of Marasmius oreades (fairy-ring Marasmius), 474 nucleotides long. RefSeq lists its product as uncharacterized. The coding region runs from base 1 to 474 and encodes 157 amino acids. The record is from RefSeq and is a predicted model, not a curated record. NCBI's taxonomy places the organism in Eukaryota, Fungi, Basidiomycota, Agaricomycetes, Agaricales, Marasmiaceae. The transcript has 3 exons.